Drepanopeziza brunnea f. sp. 'multigermtubi' MB_m1 is the source of this 372-nucleotide messenger RNA. Lineage: Eukaryota; Fungi; Ascomycota; Leotiomycetes; Helotiales; Drepanopezizaceae. The record is from RefSeq and is a predicted model, not a curated record.
AUGUCUCUCGUCACGGGUCGCCGAUACUCCAACUUGGUCUGCAAGAAGGCCGAUGUCGAUCUCAACAAGCGUGCCGGUGAACUUACCUCCGAAGAGCUCGAGCGUAUCGUCACCAUCAUCCAGAACCCCACCCAGUACAAGAUCCCAUCCUGGUUUCUCAAUCGUCAGCGCGAUAUCGUGGAUGGCAAGGACUCCCAAAUCCUGGCCAACGGUGUUGACUCGAAGCUCCGUGAAGAUCUCGAGCGCCUGAAGAAGAUCCGUGCUCAUCGUGGUCUCCGUCACUACUGGGGUCUCCGUGUUCGUGGACAGCACUCCAAGACUACUGGACGUCGUGGCCGUACUGUCGGUGUGUCCAAGAAGAAGGGUGGUUAA